Messenger RNA from Pyricularia pennisetigena, 1521 nucleotides. RefSeq lists its product as uncharacterized. Lineage: Eukaryota; Fungi; Ascomycota; Sordariomycetes; Magnaporthales; Pyriculariaceae. Bases 1 to 1521 code for a protein of 506 amino acids. The transcript has a single exon. The record is from RefSeq and is a predicted model, not a curated record.
AUGUCGCGGUCAUCGACUUGGAAUCGCAAGAAAUACGGUCGUGAGGCAUCGGAACCAAUGGAGGAAUCUGAUGCGAUACUCCUCAACAAAACGAACAAUGACGGUGCCCGCCUGUGCAGGACCCAAACCAAAGUCACGCCCGCAAGACGGCGGCGACGCUCCGCCCGUCCCAACGCCCGCAGACAACCAAUGUUGGAGUGGGACGAUCCUAAUCUCAACCCUGGCUUGGAGGACUUGAGACCGCCGUCUUCGCAGUCGGAAGAGGAAGACGAAGAUUAUAAAGGGGUGCCUGGCCUUGGACGUCGGACUGCGGCGAGGAACUCAUGGGGUCGAUAUUUGGUGCAGUCGGCACGGCAGUCGGCGAACCACACGAUGAGGCGGGAGGAAACGGCAGACUCGGUGCAGAUGUGGAGCCGGGACCAAAUACCGAGUGGCAAUCCGAGGAGGAUCAUCAACCAUGGACGCCCGGCAGGCGAGUCGUCGAGCACGGCCUCGGCACCCUCUACUGCGAAGGAGGAGAAGUUGAAGCAAAGCAUAGGCAAGAUAGAGGAUCGGGUCAAGAUUCUCAAGGGCCGGGAGGCGAACUGGAAGCGAGCCGAGGCGGGCGCUAUGCAACACCUCGCCGGAACGAUAGAGGCGUGGCACGCCCAGGACCCAACCAUCGGGCUGGCAAGUAUGCAAGCCCUGCCGCACAACACGCCCACGUGUGCGAGGCUGCUGCUCUGGAUGACCCGGAGCAUCAAGAAGAAGGAAACCGCCGGCCGGGAGCUAAAGCCCGUGCAGGACGAACUCGCCAGGGCGCAGCAUCACGCUGGGGUGCUGAGGAGGGAGAUCGAACUGGUGGAGGCGAGUCCGUGGAGAAACUUGCUCGCUGGCGCGACGGGUGUUGCUGAUCCCGAGAUAGCCGAGGCCGAGCGGUAUGCGGAGUGGGCAUACCAGCAGACGCUGCGAGGAGAUACCGGUGUCGAGUCGAUGCAGUCUUACGAAGGCGCUGUCCGGCACCCGGAUCCAACGGCUUCUGAAGCCGUUGUUCUGGACGCCGUUUCGAACAAGAAUGGAGAUGGGCAAUCUCCACCGCUGGUGAACCCGGUGAGGAUUGUCGGCGGGACACGGCCGCCACCCCCAUGUUCCAUCCAUCUUGACCGGCGGUGGAAUCCAUCCCUAGGCCCGCCCCGCUUUGAUCUGCCGGUGAAUCCGUCUCCCCCGGGCGUUUGUCCUGAUCAGCAAUUGAAUACAUACCAAGGGAACACUCGUUCUGACCAGCGACUGGAAUCCAAUUCAACGAAGAGGAAGCGAGAGAGCGAAAGGCAGCACAGCCAUGGUGACGGUGAUCGCUGGCUGGGCGGCACGGGAGGCCCCGACGCGUCGAGUGAUAGAGAAAGCAAGAGGAGAAAGAUGGGGGAGGAGAUGGAUGUAUACCUAGCCAGUGAGUUGGACAAGAUAUAUAGAGAGAGCGCGGCUUGGAAGGCUGGCUUUCUGAAUUGGGUCGUGGUUAAAGCCAGGCUCCUUCUUUUUGAGUAG